CUAAUUCGUGAGAGGUGAUAAUUGUCUGCAGUCCUUGAGAUAUCUGGUUACACUGGUUGUGAAGAUGAUUUGAUUCGGCUCGUAAAGCUAGAAGAUGAGACGGACCGCCUCGAGUUUUGUCACAUGAUCAAGUUUUUGAACAGACGUCAAAAUCGUAGUGGUACCGACAACCGAUAAAGACAUACGCACUCAAACUCUGCGGCGGAAAGCUGGCUACACUGAACGAAGAAAUGACACGAUACUGACGGAUACACAAAUCGCUGUUCUGCGUUCAGUUAUCAGGUUAGGACCGCAAGCUGAGCCUAUGGAGGGAGGCAGCAAAGCGGGGUUGGAGGAGAGGCAGGGGCUGGUGCACAGGGCCACCAGUGGAGGAGGGGAGUCAGUGAGGGUGGAGCGGGGAAAGGAGGAAGAGGUGAUUGUCCGACCCAAGGUUACUGACCACGACCAGGCCAGGAAGGGGAGCUCGUCGCGGUCGUCUCGUAAGAGCUUCCGUCUGGACUAUCGUCUGGAGGAAGAGGUGACGCCGUCGGCCCGGGACCGCCACGGCCGUUUCCUCAACCCCUGGCCGGACUGGAGGUUCCCCUCGUAUGGCACGCUGCUCUGCUUCUUCCUGCUGGACAAGGACAACAGCAACGUUCCGUCAGACAAGGAUGUUCUGGACAGUGAACUUCCUGUCGUGAAGCCCUACUUCCUCCAGAAUCCUGAGCAGACAGGAGGGGCGGCACCUGGCAUACGGGUGACCUGGCUAGGCCACGCCUCCGUCCUGGUGGAGAUGGAUGACCUGGUCAUCCUGACCGACCCCAUCUUCAGCCAGAGGGCCUCUCCGCUGCAGUUCCUGGGGCCCAAGCGCUUCCGGGGUCCCCCCUGCACGGUGGAUCAACUCCCCAGGGUGGACGCUGUCCUCAUCAGCCACACCCACUACGACCACCUGGACUUGGGCACCGUGACGGCGCUCAAUGAGCGUUUUGGGAGCGAGCUGCGCUGGUUCGUGCCGCUGGGCCUCUUGGACUGGAUGCAGAAGAACGGCUGCGAGAACGUGAUCGAGCUGGACUGGUGGAAGGAGAACUGCGUGCCGGGCCAUGACGACGUCACCUUCGUGUUCACGCCGGCACAGCACUGGUGCAAACGCACGCCCACGGACGACAACAAGGUUCUGUGGGGCAGCUGGUCCGUCCUCGGGCCCGGGGGCCGCUUCUUUUUCGCUGGAGACACGGGGUACUGCCCCGGCUUCCGGGAGAUAGGACGCCGCUACGGACCCUUCGACCUGGCCGCCAUCCCCAUCGGAGCCUACCUGCCCAGAAACAUGAUGCGUAGUCAGCACGUGGACCCAGAGCAGGCUGUGCUCAUCCACCAGGACAUCCAAGCCAAACACUCCCUGGCCAUCCACUGGGGAACCUUCGCCCUGGCCUACGAGUAUUACCUAGAGCCUCCAGUCAAGCUGAGGGAGGCUAUGGAGAAGAAAGGGUUAAAUGUGGACACCUUCUUCACCCUCAAUCACGGAGAGUCCCGAGUGAUCAGUACAGAGGAAGAAGUCUUUGAAUCAUUGGAAGAAUUGCCCCAAAUCGAACCCCUUUGAAGUGGACUCAGGAAGUGUGUGCAUGAAGAGUCUAAACACCUUCUUGGGAGAUUUGACUGCUGUAUGCUGUUGGACAAUAGCUCUAACCUGCUGUCUGAUUGGCCGGUCCAUUGAUCUUCCUGUCAAAUCUUCUUGAGAUUGUGUGUUGCUUGCAGAGGUGCUCACGGGGACUGCACUGUGGGUGUUAAUCCUCUCCAUGUCAGAAGGAUCCUGAAUCAGACAGAAUUCACUUAUUCAGACAGAUGGCUCACUGAUUCAGAUGGAUGAUUCAUCUGAAUCACUGCAUCCUCUGUUUCCCUCCUUCAGUGACUCUCCAAAUGCCAAAUGUCAAACGUCUGGUUUGUAAUCAGUUAGAGAUUAAUGAACAGUCUGUUCUAUCACUGGGCUGUUCUCACAUUUGCUGAAUGAAAAAUUAAUAAUUUUAUUGAAAUGCACAUCUAUGUUCUUGUAUAAACUGUAAUACAUAUUGCGAAUAUGGAUCUUUUUGUUUUCUAUUUUUGACACUGGACAAGGCUAGACUUGGCUGGCUCUAAGUUGGUUUCCAGGAACAAUUUGAAGAAUGUUUGAUCCUAUUAGUUGGCUUGGUAACGGAAAAGGAGAGUGGUAUUGAGUUUAAACAGCAUUCUAGAACAAUCAAGCAUAUUCUGGAACAUGGGCUAAUGCUCAGUGUUCUGGAACUUCAGAUUGUUUCAUCCCCUUACGGUAAGGGGAUGAAACAAUCGGAAGGUCCUUACCGGAGGGAUGUACAGUUAGAAGAUGAGGGGGAAAAAAGACAAUUCUGUAGGAAAUGCAAUUUAAUUUUUUAAUAACAUCAUUCCUCAGAUAAAAAUGCAAUGUUACAGGAAUAUACAUUAGAGAUUAAUUUAAAACUUGCUUUUCAAGGACCAUACAGUCUAAAUAUAUUUUUUCUUUACUGGUAGCGUGCGUUAUAAGCAAGACCACUCUGUCACCAAAGACAGACUGACAGUUACAGAUACAAACUGUACAUCACCUAUGUACAAAUAAACUUUUUGUUUGCUUUU
This is a messenger RNA of Osmerus eperlanus (European smelt), 2598 nucleotides long. RefSeq names its product N-acyl phosphatidylethanolamine phospholipase D (gene napepld). NCBI's taxonomy places the organism in Eukaryota, Metazoa, Chordata, Actinopteri, Osmeriformes, Osmeridae. The coding region runs from base 305 to 1576 and encodes 423 amino acids. The transcript is spliced from 6 exons. The record is from RefSeq and is a predicted model, not a curated record. Gene Ontology annotation, cellular component: cytoplasm; membrane-bounded organelle. Gene Ontology annotation, biological process: N-acylethanolamine metabolic process; N-acylphosphatidylethanolamine metabolic process. Gene Ontology annotation, molecular function: zinc ion binding; N-acylphosphatidylethanolamine-specific phospholipase D activity.